This is a messenger RNA of Neurospora tetrasperma FGSC 2508, 2465 nucleotides long. RefSeq lists its product as uncharacterized. Lineage: Eukaryota; Fungi; Ascomycota; Sordariomycetes; Sordariales; Sordariaceae. The transcript has a single exon. The coding region runs from base 252 to 1706 and encodes 484 amino acids. The record is from RefSeq and is a predicted model, not a curated record.
CCCCUCGGGACUGAUUCGUCCGUCUAUUUUGACUUCUUUCGACUUGAGGACGACCUUAGCGUCCCCGGGUUCCUUUCGAGUGUUGCCCAGUUACAAGGCAGCGACAGGGAGUUCUAAUAUACAGAAACGCCUGCAUAGAUGGCCAAGGACCGGACGACAUCUGAACAAGGUUAACGCUUGAGUAACCGUUUUUUAACGCCAGCACCCUUCUUUCUUGUCGAACAUAGAGGUGAUCCUCUGUGUGUCUGACCAUGACAACACAGACAUGGACAUCCCUUGUCCGGAGAGACACCAAAGGGCCUUUGAGCACCGGGGCUAUCGUCGGCAUAGCUGUCGGGGCGGCGGCGCUGUUCUUGGCCAGUGCUGCUCUAUUUGUCCUUUACUAUCGACGACAACGACGCUAUGAUGCCGAAGACAGCGAGUAUUAUCAGUAUGCCAACUCUGUUCAACGGGGCCAGCACCACAUGGGGAGGACAUUCGGGCCAGUUCCUCGCCGAGCUCCAACCUACACUUUGGAUUACAAGAUGGACAAACAGGGAGGUACAGGGCACUCAACUCCCGCCCAGUUCUCAGCAGACCCCCGGACCCAAAACCCAGAGUCACCUCCACUAGACGACAUGGCAAGCGCAAUGCCGACCCAUCCAGCAUAUCUUCCCAAGGCAGUGGUUCGGGGGACAAUACUCAAACCCAUCACUCGUCGACCCUCCGAAGACAACAGCAACCCGGUGUACUGUCCUUCAACCACAGACGGCAACAGCAUGCCACUGCAAGCCUAUCGCGGCUCUUCAUCCACUGCCACCGCCACCGUAACAGGAGGAAGUAGGGAGAACGAUGCGAGGGUGACGGGAAGCAAAGAAAAGCAGACCUUUCCCUCUCCACCGGGAUCCGGGGGAACAGGCGCGACCACCUUCUACGACGACGAGAACUACUACGCAGCGGAUCCGGAGAAGGACGCCAAAGGCCAGCGUAGUCUCUUCGCCGCACGUCGUCUCGCCUCAGCAGACCAAGAGGACGAUGAAGACAGCCAUUACCAUGAACAGCAACAGCAACAAUCCCAAGGAUAUCACCAACAACGACAACAACAACAACAACAACAACCGCAUCAACCACAACAAUCUCCCGUGGCCCUCCCCACCCCCGCCUCUGUCGCCUCCUCCUCCUCCCGCACCACCCGAAGCGGUCUCGUGCCCACCAUUUCCCUCCCCAUCAAAAACAACAAAAAGAAGAAAUUCCCUCCUCCCCAACUCAAUCUCCACCAACAGCAGCACAACAGCAGCAGCCACAACUCUCCCAACAACCCCAACCAAACCACCGGGAGCGGCAGCAACCUGAGCGGUGGAAAGAGCAGUGGUGGUCUCAUGGUAGACAUGGUAAUGUCCACCAGCAACCACCGCCCGCUGAGCGGGAUGGAGGAUAUGUCUAUUAGUGGACCACUGGCGUUUCCUCAAUAUUCUCAUCAGCAGUAUCAUCAGCAACAGCAGCAGCAUGGGGGGUACUAUGUGGAUGAGUAUGGGAAUCCAGUUCUGGCACCGGGAAGUGGAGGAGGGAGGAGUAAGGGGGGUAGAGAUCGAUCGAGGAGUUUUGGUGGUGAUCAUCAAGGACUGGGACACGGAGGAGAAAGUGGAAGACGGGAGAAGAGACAUAGUGGGAAUAAUGGGAGGCAUUAUGAGGAGGUGGAGAUUGGGAGGGAGAGUGAUAUCUGGUGAUUUGUCUGGUAUUUUGGUGAUCUGAUGAUGAGUAAGGGUUGGUACUCAAGAUUGUCGACCGGGAAGACCACUUUCGAUUCGUUGUAUAUUCAUUUGGAUCUUACUGUUGGUUUGGUGUAUAGGAAACGGCGCUCUUCACGGAGGGACUUUCGUUGUGGAAAGAUACGAUGAUUACCUUCUGGCUCCCGAGUAGGCGGGUUUCCUCCUGGGACGUGGAGUUUACUGCGUGUGGAAUGUGGACGGGGUUUGCUGUACUUGAAUUCAUGAUCCAUCUAUAGCAAUGUUACCAACAGAUGUCGGGAUAAACAGAACAUGCAACGAUAUAUCAGAUUAUCAUUGCUAUCUGGAUCGAUCUACCCAUUCUGUCCGUGCCCUCCACCACAUAUCCGCAUGAUUUCAAACUCUUCUCAUGCGAAACCACUUUCAAUCACCACCCAGACGAUGACCUGAACCCCGAGUCCUCCACGAAUCCGGGAGCACCGAGCCGGUGGAGGCACCUGUAGUACGACCUGUAGACGGAGCGCCAGAACCGGGACGGAUGGCAGUGCCGUACUCGCGGCGGAACACUCGCGGCGUCUCGACAAAACGAGACAGAAGAGCGGGUGUCGGUAGCAGGCUCGAACCGCCGCCGAAUUCGGGCCACAGACGGGUCAUAAAGUCAUGCCAGUGAGCAGCAAGAAUACCGGUGAUCUGAAGAGGGAUCACCGCGGGGUUCAUGAGCAGCGACGAGAGGAGCAUGCAAUACGGAAUCAGCUGCGC